Molecule: messenger RNA, 1356 nt
Organism: Acanthosepion pharaonis
Lineage: Eukaryota; Metazoa; Mollusca; Cephalopoda; Sepiida; Sepiidae
Source: the annotation of a GenBank genome assembly
AUGUUCGUGCCCCGGGUUCGUCUGCAUUACAGCAGCAACGAGUAUCCAGCAUUUAGCUCCAGAAGACGGAGACCGCGACAGAAGGAGAGACGGCCAUUCAAACUAGCCGAUUUUAUUCACAUCCCUUGCCUUUUGCCGACACUGGUUGGUACCUUGAUUGGAUCGCUUAUCUCGGUCGGAGGAAUCACUAUGAGCAUUCUUGGUUACUACCCAGAAACGUCGAUUUUAUCACAGGGCCUUCGCUUGCCACCUAAACCGCCAGACCCACCGAAAAACCCCCAUCUAAAGGUGCUAGCCUACAUCGGACCUCCUGUAAUGGCUAUGGGUGCGUUCACUGUCAUAGUGUCGUGCGUCAUGUACUGUGAGUUCAGGGACAAGUACCUGAGGGUCGAGGACGAUAUCAAAAUACGUGGUCUAAAAAAGGAUGCGGUUUACGAAUUGGUGGUCGAGAGCUUUAGGCGAAACUAUUUUCGGGGCAUUGCUCUGCCCUUUGAAGAUAGCAAGCUGAAAAGUCUAGAGCCCAAUGACGGCAUCACGAACAGUUCAGAUUCCAAUGUGUCAUCAAUAGGUGGGAAUGAAACGAACGAGGCCCGCAAUCCAAGUUACAAGGUGACCUUUCCGGCGUCGUCUCGUCGAAGUUCGGUCGUCACUCAUCCGAUUAAGAGGUCGGACUUUGGUCAUAAGGCCAACUCAAUGCCUAACAUUAAACCAUUCCAUGCCUCUGUGGCAUCGGCGCUCAUGGCACACGUGUCUUACGCCCGGCGGAAAUCAAACAACGUGGCAUUCGACGACUUUCGCCUAUCCCGCAACUACGACGCUGUUCGACGGUCAUCAAUGGCCUCCAGCAGCCUCGGCAGUACCUCGACGGGGAUUAUCAAUCCGGCGUAUGAACAGGACGAUGAACCGAGAAGACAGAGGAGACGAUGUGAAACACGCAGAAGUCCACGUUACUUGUGCGUCCAUCACAACAGGCCAGUUAGUGAGGGUGACUCUAACGACUGUUUACCGGUCGUGAUUGUCCACAGAGCUUCUGUGCACCAAGUGGACAUUCCCGACCAUCGGCGGAACUCAGUCAACACGUUAAACUCGGGAGGCUCGUAUUCGCCGUUGCCGUGCAGUGCUACAAGCAGUGCCGGCGACGGUAGCCUAUCGAACAACGAAAUCGCUAGCGGUAACAAUGCUCACAAUUCAAACUCAAACCUAAGCGAUAGGCCCUGCUGCGUGUCAAGGACCUCUAUAGAUAGCAAUUGCAUUAGAUCCAUGCUCACUUCGUUCCAGCAUGAAACUAAUUUUGACGUUACAACAGAAGGGACAGACUUACAAAACAUUGAAAUGAAAGAGGUAACGCACACGUGA